Messenger RNA from Pseudo-nitzschia multistriata, 2799 nucleotides. The record is from the annotation of a GenBank genome assembly. Lineage: Eukaryota; Bacillariophyta; Bacillariophyceae; Bacillariales; Bacillariaceae.
AGACCAAACGAAUUCCCCUGCUGCGGCAUCACCGAACAAGAAUCAAUCGGAGAACUAUAACCACCGCAUCACAAACAUACCGUGAGCUCCCAACAUGCCACCACCGAACGAUUCCCACAUCGGCACCGAACUACCGGCCAGGAAAAAGGCCAAGACCGACACCGAUGCCGGCAGCAAGGUCAGACAACAAUCCUCCCUCUUGAAUUUCUUUUCGUCGUCCCCCGCGAAGGCCGCACCGAAACCAAAAACAGUCAGCGUUCGCGACGCGAGCAAGCCUCCAAAACCCAUUCCCGAUGCAGCACCUCCGUCUACCAAAAACGCCGGCGGCGAAUCGGCAACAGAGGCGACCGAGACCUCCCGGCCAUCCACCAGCGGUCCCAAAGCACCUGCCAACCACCGCGGAAGCGAUUCGGUGGAGGCGAUCGUCCCCAAGCAGGUUCCGGCGUCGGCCGCCACCUGGGACUCCCUCCACGACAAGUUCGUCCUCGUGCGGCGGCCGCGGCUGCGAUCCAGGGCGAGCGGUGCCGACCCAAGCACCCCCCGGACGAGGGUGGCUGCCUUCGAUCUCGACGGAACGCUCCUGAACUGGGCGAGCGAGACCCCGGGGUUCUGGCCCAGCCAGCUCCACCACUAUGAGUUGUGGAACUCGACCGUCGUUGACAGGAUGCGGCAGUUGUACGACCGAGAGAACCAUCUCCUGAUCAUCGUCACCAACCAGGGGGGAAUCCAGGGAGCCCACACUGGGAAAAAGGCUACCCUCCUAAAAUCCCUAAUCGAUUGGUUGGAAUCUCUCGUGGAGCGCCCGCUGGUCGUUGUGUCGAGCACGAAAUCCCUAAAGAAAUACAAGGAACGGUCCUUUCACAAACCGACACCGAAGCUGUGGACGAAGGUACUGGUGCCCUAUUUCGGGAAGAAGUCCGCGAGGUUCGACCGGUCGGCAAGCUUCUUUGUGGGCGAUUCGGCCGACGAGGACGAUGCGCAGGGGGGCGUCGACAAGAAAUUCGCCAGCAGCGUGGGGCUGGGUGCCUUUUACACCCCCGAGGAAUAUUUUGGUGCGAGCCACCGCGACCUGAGGGAAAAGCGGGCGCAACUCGGUGGCCGGGACGAGGGCGUGGUCCCGGAAACCCCGGCAUCUGCCCUCGAAGCACGAAAGGCUCUGCUGGGCGGCUAUUUGAACCCGAUCGAAGGAAACGAACAACGGGAACAAAACAAAAAGCCCAUAUUGCUCAUCCUUACGGGUAUACAGGGGUCGGGAAAGAGCACGUUUUGCCGCCGUGUCUUGUUUGGAAGAAACAUGGAUAGCAACGACGAGAGCGGAGACGAAAAAAACGGUUGGGUGUGGCUGAGCCAGGACACCAUCAACAACGGAAAGCCCGGGAAGCGUGAAAAAGUCGAGGAACAAGCCCGCGAGGCGCUUCGAAAGGGCUUCUCUGUCCUCCUCGAUCGCAUGCACCUGGACGCCGAAGAACGCGGGACCAUGAUCAACAACGUCGUUCUAGGACACGAAGAUCUAAAAUCUCGCGUCCGCAUCCACAGCGUGGUCCUCAAUCCGUCCAGAGACGUUGUCGCUCGCCGUGUCAAGAACCGCACCAAUCAUCCGGGAAAAGUCGAGGGUGACGCGGGCGUGCGGAUCGCCCUGGGUUCGAUGGGCCGUCUCGCGAUGCCCACCUACACGGAAGCCUCAGAGGAAGGGAAAGGUCCAUUCGAGCUCAUCAGUGUCGCAUCGUCCGAGCAUGCUACGGUACAGUUGGCACUUCGCUACCACUAUACCGCCGGAGGUACCGGUGAGAGCAAAUCUCGUUUUUCCGGAUUCCAAUCGGCGGAGAGGGUGCCGCUCCCGAUAUCGUCCCCGAAUUCAAACAUUCCAUCGAUCCCAAGUCUUUCGCUAGGGACCAUGAACAUGGGGAGACGAACGUGCACCGAAACGGUCCAACUAAUGCUGGCGUCUGGUUUUCGCUCGAUCGAUACGGCUCCGACCUAUAAGAACGAAGACAAGGUUGGAGAAGCGUUGAGAGGCAGCGGCCUAAGCGACGAUGUUUUUGUCAUUGCCAAGGUACCGAAACGAGCCACCGACGCCGAGCAAGUCCGGGAAGAAUUCGAGAAGACGCUUCGAGAGCUGGACCGUGGGUCUGUGGAUCUGCUGCUUCUCCACUGGCCCUCCGACGUCAUCGCCCAGAACACACUCGGGGAAGUUUGGGGCUGCAUGGAGGGCUUUGUCCGGGACAAGCGAUGCAAGGCGCUCGGGGUCUGCAACUUCAACGAGGGCGCCCUCUUGAAACUCCUCCGGUGUUGCACGAUCCCGCCCGUGCUCAACCAGGUCGAGCGGCACCCCCUGCUGCCCCAGUUUUCCCUCCUGGAGGUUUGCGCCCGCCACAACGUGUUGGUGCAGGCGCAUACUCCCCUCGGUGGUGCCAAGAACAUCGGCGAGCUGCUGAGCCACGCGACCGUGGAACGGGUGGCCAAGGAAACGGGGCUAGCUCCGGCCCAGGUGCUCGUUCGAUGGAACCUCCAACAGGGCGUACUAGUGGUGGCCAGGUGCAGCCAGGAAGGCCACGCCAGAGAACUCCUGGCUUGCACCACCAACGAACAACACCAAACGAUCCCCGAACUUACUCCGGCCCAGAUGCAGGCACUGGACGGCUUGACCAACGACAAGAAAAAGACAAAACGAUUUGUCGCACCACCGUUUAUGUUUGGAUCCAAAGCUGUGUACUGCUGGAGUGGGCAAAAGCCUUCGUGGUAGAAAAGUGCCGUGCGAUUGUAUGGGCUGUCGUUCUGUGUAGGACAUAGAUGGGACAC